This is a messenger RNA of Oncorhynchus gorbuscha (pink salmon), 7323 nucleotides long. Its product is annotated as plakophilin-3-like. Bases 226 to 2922 code for a protein of 898 amino acids. The record is from RefSeq and is a predicted model, not a curated record. Lineage: Eukaryota; Metazoa; Chordata; Actinopteri; Salmoniformes; Salmonidae. Gene Ontology annotation, molecular function: cadherin binding. The transcript is spliced from 17 exons. Gene Ontology annotation, cellular component: cytoplasm; plasma membrane; nucleus. Gene Ontology annotation, biological process: cell-cell junction assembly; cell-cell adhesion.
AGCAGUCUUUCGAAAAGUAUCUCACACCUACCUGAGUGAGAAACUCAACAACCAAUAUCGAUUAAACUGAUUCAAAAAUUAAUUAUUUUCCGGAACAGAAUUAGUUGAAACGAGAAAUAGACAAACACACAGAGCUCUCGGUUAGAAUACUUGUAACUUUUAUAUUCAAUUUUCCUGGGACUGGCAACUAGAUUGUACAUCCAACGGUCACAACCGAUUUUCGAAAUGAGUAUCGUGGCUCAAGACCAUGUAUUUUUGUCCGCUUUGCAGCCCAAAACCGCGGUCAGCACUUACGCGGUCCCGUCCGAGAUGCAGCUCGGAGGGAAUGGGGCCACCCUGUCGGAUGAGAUGACCCGGGGAAAACGGGUCCAGCAGCAGGUUGCUAUGCGGCUCGCAGAGAAAUCAUCCACACUUCCGAGACAGAACGGCUCAGCCUCACACUAUACCUCCUCAGAACACGGCGGAUCUUCAACAAUGAAGUACCAGACCUUCAACCCAGGGUUCAGCUCCAAGUCCUACGUCUACACAGGCUCCAGACCUGUCAUGGCUCCCAAUAUGUCUCACUACUUAGGCGGUUUCUCCUCCCACUCGGCGAUGGACCUGGGAGGUGGUCAGAGGGUCACCAUGGGAGGUGGAGGAAGAGGUGGAGGUGGAAGAGGAGGAGGUGGAGGAGGAGGUGGAGGGUACAAGUACCUUGAUGACAUGCGCACAGGAGGGGGUUCCCUAGGAGGAGGGGGCUACCAGGGAGGAGGGGUCUACCGGGGAGGAGGAGGGGGCAACAUGAGGGGCCAACAGAUGUCCACUGUGAUCCGGACGAUGAGCCGUGGCCCUGGGCCAGACCCAGAGGCCUCUCUGCGUUCCAUGAGGCUCCAGAACCUGCCUGCACAGCCGUCUCCGGUGGCAGCCUGGGUGGCUGCAGACGUCAACGAUGGCCUGUUCUCAGACCGCGAUGCCACAUUCAGCCGCCAGCAGUCUGUCUACAGCACUGUUAGCGGAGGAGCCUACAGCUCAGGGACUCAAAUGAGACAGGCAGGAGGAGGAGGAAUAGGAGGACAGGGGUCCAUGGUACCCAUGAGGCGCUCACUCAGCGGGACACUAGCCCAGAGCGGAGGGGAGAUGAUGGGGGGAGAGGAGAUGAUGUCAGUCCAGCAGCAUUCCUUUAAAGGACCAGCGUUUCGCACCAUCAACAGGAUCAACAACAGGAACAACAGGAUGUCCAUGGGAUCCACUUCCGGGGCGUCUACCUUCCCCCCCGGGGGGAACAGCUGCGUCGGUGGGGGGGAUGGAGGAGGUGGGUUCGUGAUAGGCCAGGUGUCGUCGGAGUCUCAGGGGAAUCUGAUGAUGAUGCAGCAACAGAGACAGGCCUCUCUUCCCAGGACCAUGUCUGUCAAGAGCAUUCACAGUGUCGGGAAGGGUAUGGACAUCUACGACGGACAGAUGGACAUGACUGGCAGCAUAGGAAACCUCAGUGGGAUUAAUAACUUGGACAUGGACACAGCGGUGAGGUACCUGAAAGAGGACGAUGCUGACAUGCAGGUUCUGGGAGCAGCUUAUAUUCAACACGAAUGCUACAAAAACAGCGAUUCCAAGAACCAGGUGCGGCAAUAUAAGGCCAUCCCGGAGCUGGUGAGGCUGUUCAACAGUGAUAACCAGGAGGUGGCUCGCUACGCCACAGGGGCUAUGAGGAACGUCAUCUAUGAGAACAUGGACAACAAGAUGUCUCUCAUCGAGGAGGGAGGAAUUCCACAGCUCAUAAAUGCUCUGAAGGAGAAUGACGACGAGCUACGCAAGAACAUCACAGGUAUUCUGUGGAACCUGUCAUCCAAAGACAACCUGAAGGAGAAACUGGCCAAGGAGACGCUAGCUGAGCUCACAGAGACGAUCCUGAUCCCGCUCUCAGGAAGUGGAGACUCUAAGGUCAUCCAGCAGAGCCCCUCUGAGGUCGACAUCUUCUACAACACCACCGGAUGUCUCAGGAACCUGAGCUCAGUGAAUGAGAAGACCAGACGUCAGAUGCGCGAGACCAACGGUCUGGUGGAUGCCCUGGUAGGAUACAUCCAGGCCUCGGUACAGGAUGACAAGGUGGAGGAAAAGGGUGUGGAGAACUCUUUAUGUGUUCUGAGGAACCUCUCCUACCAACUGUACAGUGAGAUCCCGCCCUCAGCCCAGCUACGUCUGGAAGGACCAACCAGAGGCCAGGAAACAAGCAGGAGUGAAGCCAUUGGUUGCUUUACCCCUCAGAGCAAGAAAGUCAAAGAUAGGAAGAACCAGGACAUGGCUACGUUCACGGAGGUGGCCCGCGUACCCAAUGGUCUGGAGUGGCUGUGGCACCCCCAGGUGGUGGGGCUGUAUAACAGCGUGCUGCAGGGCUGUGAGAAUAACUCCACAACCCGCGAGGCUGCAGCCGGGGCUCUGCAGAACAUCACCGCAGGAGACAAGAGGUGGGCAGAGGUGCUGAGUCAUGUGGCUCUGGAGCAGGAGAGGAUGCUUCCUGUGAUGUUGGACAAACUGAGGACCAAUAAUGACCUGGAGCUGAGAUCCCUCACCGGCUUCCUCAGAAACCUGUCACGCCAUGCCAAGGACAAGAACGCCAUGGCCACAAAGGUAGUGAACAACCUGGUGACCGAACUGCCUGCUGACGGUCAGCAGAAGGAGCCGUCGAGCGACGUGGUGGUCAACAUCUGUGGAACGUUGAACAACCUGGUGACCUCCAGCUCCAUCGCAGCCCGGGACAUCGCCUUCUUCAACGGGCUGCAGAAACUAGUGGCCAUUAAGAACUCCCACGACAGCAGCCCUGGGAAGCUGAAAGCAGCCAAAGCAGCGGCCACAGUCCUCAGCAACAUGUUCCAAUACAAGAAACUGCACAAGGACUACAAACAGAAAGGAUUCACACGACCUGACUUUGCAGACGUGACCAUCUGAAAAGGAACUCUCUUUCUGUCAAGUGGCUGGAAACACGUGAACACUUCAGUGAUCAAGAACCGUCUGUCAAACUGAGAACAAGGAGUUAGAUGAACUACACUACAGAGUUAGAUGGACUACACUACAGAGUUAGAUGGACUACACUAUAGAGUUAGAUGGACUACACUAUAGAGUUAGAUGGACUACACUAUAGAGUUAUAGAUGGACUACACUACAGAGUUAGAUGGACUACACUAUAGAGUUAGAUGGACUACACUACAGAGUUAGAUGGACUACACUACAGAGUUAGAUGGACUACACUACAGAGUUAGAUGGACUACACUAUAGAGUUAGAUGGACUACACUAUAGAGUUAGAUGGACUACACUAUAGAGUUAUAGAUGGACUACACUACAGAGUUAGAUGGACUACACUACAGAGUUAGAUGGACUACACUACAGAGUUAGAUGGACUACACUAUAGAGUUAGAUGGACUACACUAUAGAGUUAGAUGGACUACACUAUAGAGUUAUAGAUGGACUACACUACAGAGUUAUAGAUGGACUACACUACAGAGUUAGAUGGACUACACUAUAGAGUUAUAGAUGGACUACACUAUAGAGUUAGAUGGACUACACUAUAGAGUUAGAUGGACUACACUAUAGAGUUAUAGAUGGACUACACUAUAGAGUUAGAUGGACUACACUAUAGAGUUAGAUGGACUACACAAUAGAGUUAGAUGGACUGCACUAUAGAGUUAUAGAUGGACUACCCUACAGAGUUAGAUGGACUACACUAUAGAGUUAUAGAUGGACUACACUAUAGAGUUAGAUGGACUACACUAUAGAGUUAGAUGGACUACACUAUAGAGUUAUAGAUGGACUACACUACAGAGUUAGAUGGACUACACUACAGAGUUAGAUGGACUACACUACAGAGUUAGAUGGACUACACUACAGAGUUAGAUGGACUACACUACAGAGUUAGAUGGACUACACUAUAGAGUUAGAUGGACUACACUAUAGAGUUAGAUGGACUACACUAUAGAGUUAGAUGGACUACACUACAGAGUUAUAGAUGGACUACACUACAGAGUUAGAUGGACUACACUAUAGAGUUAUAGAUGGACUACACUAUAGAGUUAGAUGGACUACACUAUAGAGUUAGAUGGACUACACUAUAGAGUUAUAGAUGGACUACACUAUAGAGUUAGAUGGACUACACUAUAGAGUUAGAUGGACUACACAAUAUAGUUAGAUGGACUGCACUAUAGAGUUAUAGAUGGACUACACUAUAGAGUUAGAUGGACUACACUACAGAGUUAGAUGGACUACACUACAGAGUUAGAUGGACUACACUACAGAGUUAGAUGGACUACACUACAGAGUUAGAUGGACUACACUAUAGAGUUAGAUGGACUACACUAUAGAGUUAGAUGGACUACACUAUAGAGUUAGAUGGACUACACUAUAGAGUUAGAUGGACUACACUAUAGAGUUAUAGAUGGACUACACUAUAGAGUUAUAGAUGGACUACACGACAGAGUUAUAGAUGGACUACACUACAGAGUUAGAUGGACUACACUAUAGAGUUAGAUGGACUACACUACAGAGUUAUAGAUGGACUACACUACAGAGUUAGAUGGACUACACUACAGAGUUAGAUGGACUACACUACAGAGUUAGAUGGACUACACUACAGAGUUAUAUGGACUACACUACAGAGUUAUAGAUGGACUACACUACAGAGUUAGAUGGACUACACUACAGAGUUAGAUGGACUACACUACAGAGUUAGAUGGACUACACUACAGAGUUAGAUGGACUACACUACAGAGUUAGAUGGACUACACUACAGAGUUAGAUGGACUACACUACAGAGUUAGAUGGACUACACUACAGAGUUAGAUGGACUACACUACAGAGUUAGAUGGACUACACUACAGAGUUAGAUGGACUACACUAUAGAGUUAUAGAUGGACUACACUACAGAGUUAUAUGGACUACACUACAGAGUUAGAUGGACUACACUACAGUUAGAUGGACUACACUACAGAGUUAGAUGGACUACACUACAGAGUUAGAUGGACUACACUACAGUUAGAUGGACUACACUACAGAGUUAGAUGGACUACACUAUAGAGUUAUAGAUGGACUACACUACAGAGUUAUAUGGACUACACUACAGAGUUAGAUGGACUCUAAAGAAAGUGACAAUAAAGAUGGAACCUGUAUAGGGACGACCUUGAUGUUGUUCUAUGAUGCCAACGGAUCCUCACCUUGUUUUACCGCCGUAUGUAUUAAAUGCUGUAUGUCUGAAUGUUGUAUGUGGAACGCUGUAUGGACUUUAUGGUGGAUUCAGGGACUCUUUUUUUUCUCUCUUAAUGCAACCAAUCAUACUGCUGUAACUAUUCAUGACUCUUACAGUUUCUCCUGCCCCACCCAGAAAUGGUUUGGCAUCAAUCAACAAAUCAUACUGCUGUAACUAAUCAUGACUCUUAGAGUUUCUCCUGCCCCACCCAGAAAUGGUUUGGCAUCAAUCCCCAAAGACCUCUGUGCUCCGUUAUGUUAACCUGGUCCCAGAUCUGUUUGUGCUGUACAGCCAACUCCUAUGGUCAUUGUCACAAGACGGCACACAACUGAUCUGGGACCAGGCUACUAUUUCGUAGCUUAACACUGACCUGGUACCAAAGCAGCUGUUACAGCCCCCACCCAUGACUGACUACAGAUAGCAGCUACUGUAAGGGACGGCUUGCCCUGUGGAAUGAAACUGUUCUCUUUCAUACACCAUCGAUGGUGCUUGUACUAAGUGGUUUAAUUAUUGAUGUUGUUCAUUGUGUUUUUGUAUUUGUUUUUUUUUGUGUUGUCUAGGGGGUUUAUUUCUCAGACAAAACCAGAGUUCAUCACUGAUAAUUAUAAUGAGUUAUAAACCAGAAUAUCACAGCGUUAUAAUGAGUUAUAAACCAGAGUAAUCACUGAGAGUUACAAUGAGACAUAAAUUAGAACUUGAAUGAAUGUUUUUAUGAAUGUGUGGGGGGAAAAACUUCUGACACCUGCAUGAAUGUCCUGGGUAUUAUAAUUCAGCUUUACAGGAGCGUCAUGACGUAGCCAUGAAUGUCCUGGGUAUUAUAAUUCAGCUUUACAGGAGCGUCAUGAAGUAGCCAUGAAUGUCCUGGGUAUUAUAAUUCAGCUUUACAGGAGCGUCAUGAAGUAGCCAUGAAUGUCCUGGGUAUUAUAAUUCAGCUUUACAGGAGCGUCAUGAAGUAGCCAUGAAUGUCCUGGGUAUUAUAAUUCAGCUUUACAGGAGCGUCAUGAAGUAGCCAUGAAUGUCCUGGGUAUUAUAAUUCAGCUUUACGGGAGCGUCAUGAAGUAGCCUACAUGUUGAAUAUAGAUUUAUGAAUGGAUCCUUCCUUGUUUUCAACAACGUUCGUUUUACAAGUUAAGCGGAUUUGUCAUAUCAAACUCAUGUGUCAAUGCAAUGUUUUAAGUUGAUCACUUGCCAUGACAUACUGUUUGUUUUAAUGUCUGGGGUGUUGUCCUGUAUUUUAUGGAUUCUGUCAACAAACAUAGUCCAAUAUUUAUGUUUUUAAGGCUUUUUUGGGGGGGAGCAUGCGUUCGUUGUUAUUCUCUUUAAGAGAAUGCUGCAAUAUCGGAUUUGUCUCUUACGCAUAAUGUAAAUAUAACAUGUUUUGUAAACAGAGCAUACAAGUGCAAUGGGGUCCCAAAUUAUUGACAUCCUUGAUAAAGAUGAGUAAAACUAACUGCAUAAAAGACAUAAUUCAUAUGCAACUUGGGAACUUGGCUUUGGGUCUCCUAUUGCACAGUGUUAGUCUUAGAAUUGGCCCCUGUCAUUCUAAGCUGAGACAUGCUCAUUAGCUUUUUAGCUAUUCUGAAAGGUAACCUUAUGGGCUUUCUGUUUCAAUGACAAUCAUACAAUACAGCAUUUGACAUUUUACAAUGAUUUUAUAGAGUCAUUUUUGCUCAUCUUUAACAAGGGUGUCACUAAUUGUGGACCGCACUGUAUUUAACUAAGACCUUCCUCCUGAAAGGUCUUGUUUAACUCUAUUUUUGGUAUUGAUAUAUAUAUAUAUAUAUAUAUAUAUAUAUAUAUAUAUAUAUAUAUAUAUAUAUAUUCAAUGGGUAAAUAUAAAGCAAAGUUAUAUAUUUUAACUCUAUUCUCUUCGUAAAGUAUGUUCUAAUGAAUAUUGGUAUUAGAAUAACAUGAAUGUUUUGAUAAAAUAUAUUUCAUGCAGACAUCUGAUCUGCUGUGUCUAUAAUUGGACCAUGAGACUACUCUUAACUCUAUCUACCAUAUGGAAAACCUAUUUGUUUAUUUUUAUGUCGUGCUUUUUUAACUGUUCACUGUGGAUGUGUGUCAAAUAAACAUCAUAUUUUAUAACUAAUAAAGACAAAAGUAAUUGUUA